This is a messenger RNA of Penicillium lagena, 519 nucleotides long. Its product is annotated as anthrone oxygenase family protein. The transcript is spliced from 2 exons. The coding region runs from base 1 to 519 and encodes 172 amino acids. The record is from RefSeq and is a predicted model, not a curated record. Lineage: Eukaryota; Fungi; Ascomycota; Eurotiomycetes; Eurotiales; Aspergillaceae.
AUGGAUUAUCCCUUGAGUUUCCGCAUUGCACAAGCCGUUGGCUUGUCCGGCGCAGCCUGGCUUUCUGGCAACAUCUCCACCCUGUCGAUGAUCGUCAUGCCCGCCCUGCUCCGCUCGCACCGCGAGAACAAUGUCUCUCCAAGCAUACUGGCCAAACAAUGGCGACACCUGUACGACAAUGGCAGUUCGCAGAACCCCCAAAUUUCCGCGCUAAUUGCCUGCACGCUUUUCUACUGCGCCUGGUCUGUUCGCGAAGGGGGAGCAUUGUUUCGCCCGGCCCAGACCAGUCUGGCAGGUUUGUAUGUGGCUGCAGGCCUGUUGGUAUUGGCUUUUACGCCCUGGACACUGGGUGUGAUGGCCUGCACCAAUAAUGAGCUAAAGAAAAUGGCGCUGUCGAAGUCGGAGGCGUCCGAUGAGGAGACGAUUGGCUUGUUGAAUACUUGGACUAUGCUGAAUGGUAUUCGGGGUAUCUUCCCCCUGGUCGGUGGGUUUGUGGGCUUGACUGCUGCUUUUCUGUAG